This is a messenger RNA of Staurois parvus, 1782 nucleotides long. NCBI's taxonomy places the organism in Eukaryota, Metazoa, Chordata, Amphibia, Anura, Ranidae. The record is from the annotation of a GenBank genome assembly.
AUGUCCGACACGUGGAGCUCCAUUCAGGCUCACAAGAAGCAGCUGGACUACCUGCGGGAACGUCUGCAGCGGAGGAGGAAGGAUGUCAACUCUCAGCUGGUGCUGGAUCUCCAGAACCCAGAUGCUGGGCUGGCUUCAGGUUUGCGUAGUGAUAGCCCAGUCCCUUCUGCUCCUCCACAAACUUCAAAGCCAUCAAGUGGACCAACAGAAGUAAUUCCCGAUCCUGAAUUGGAGAGUAAGCUGCUACAUCAUCUAUCAGAUCUGUCACUUGUCCUGCCAGCAGACUCUGUAUCCAUUCAACAUGCUAUUGCUACGCCAGAAUUUCCUGUGUCACGCCAAGCAGUUGAAAGCCUUUUACAAAAAAUUUGCUGCUCAGGAGCUUAUUGAAGUUAAAUGUGGUGAGCAUGAAGAUAACGACCGUCCAACUGUAGUUAUUUAUUCUGACCAUUCCAAGCUUUCCGCAAUGAUGGGAGCUGUAUCUGAAAGAAAAGGACAAACUACUGCUCCAGGAGCAAAAAAGAGAAGAAUACAGGAGACGGAUGGUGCUACCUCCUCAUCUAUAGCAUCAUCCUCUGGUACUUCAGGAGAGAAAAAACCAUCCGAGCCCCAUAAGAAGGCCCGCAAACAUGCAUCCCAUCUGGACCUGGAAAUAGAGAGCUUGCUAAGUCAGCAGUCCACUAAAGAACAGCAAAGUAAGAAGGUAAGUCAGGAGAUCUUGGAGCUGCUCAAUACUAGCACAGCCAAGGAGCAAUCCAUUGUAGAGAAGUUCCGCUCCCGUGGAAGAGCUCAGGUCCAGGAGUUCUGUGAUUAUGGGACAAAAGAAGAGUGUAUAAGAGCGUCUGGAGCAGACACUCCUUGUCGGAAACUACACUUCAGACGCAUCAUCAACCCACAUACCGAUGAGUCUCUGGGUGACUGCUCUUUCCUGAACACCUGUUUCCAUAUGGACACUUGUAAAUAUGUUCAUUAUGAGAUUGAUGCAUGGGUUGAGCCUGGAGGAACAGCAGCUGGGAUCGAAUCUGCUCCAAGUCAAGAUAUGCCCCUAGUUAAGAGUGUAGGAGAUGCAAGUGUAGGUCGUCUCUUCCCCUCACAGUGGAUCCGGUGUGAUAUCCGAUACCUGGACAUGAGCAUUCUGGGCAAGUUCUCUGUGGUAAUGGCUGACCCACCAUGGGAUAUUCAUAUGGAACUACCAUAUGGGACCUUAACAGAUGAUGAGAUGAGAAAAUUGCAGAUUCCAGUGCUGCAGGACGAUGGAUUCCUGUUCCUCUGGGUAACUGGAAGAGCUAUGGAACUGGGCCGAGAAUGCUUGAAGCUGUGGGGAUACGAGAGAGUGGAUGAGAUAAUCUGGGUGAAAACUAACCAGUUACAACGGGAAUUAUUCGAACUGGACGAACGGGACAUUGGCUUAAUCAUGGAAAAGAGCACUGCUUGGUUGGUGUGAAAGGAAACCCACAAGGGUUUAAUCGGGGUCUUGACUGCGAUGUAAUUGUGGCUGAGGUUCGUUCUACAAGUCACAAACCUGACGAGAUUUAUGGCAUGAUUGAGCGUCUCUCACCUGGAACUCGCAAGAUUGAGCUCUUUGGACGACCCCACAAUGUUCAGCCAAAUUGGAUAACAUUAGGAAAUCAGUUGGAUGGGAUCCAUUUAUUAGAUCCAGAUGUUGUGGCUCGAUUUAAGCAACAGUAUCCAGAUGGAGUGAUCUCAAAACCAAAGAAUGUGAUGAACUGCUCUUACUACAUUAAUGAACAAGAUAAUAUGGAUCAGAAAUGCAUAGGCAUUUGA